Plasmodium inui San Antonio 1 is the source of this 1380-nucleotide messenger RNA. RefSeq names its product DNA-3-methyladenine glycosylase. Gene Ontology annotation, molecular function: DNA binding; alkylbase DNA N-glycosylase activity. Lineage: Eukaryota; Apicomplexa; Aconoidasida; Haemosporida; Plasmodiidae. Bases 1 to 1380 code for a protein of 459 amino acids. The transcript has 2 exons. Gene Ontology annotation, biological process: base-excision repair. The record is from RefSeq and is a predicted model, not a curated record.
AUGCAAAAUGAGAAGAGGUGCAGGAAAAGAAGAGUGCCACUUGCUGCCACUGCGUCCCCCGCAGUGACGAAGCUGGACAGGCAAUGUGGCACUUUGACGGGGGCAGCAAAGGAAGCAGCUGGAAGGAGAACUUCUCCCCGGAAGAAAUACUUUUUUGAAAAUAACGAAAUGACCGUUUUCACUGAAGAAUUUUACCUCCAAAAAAAUGUGCUGUCCAUUACGGAGGCCCUGAUUGGACACAUUCUGUGGGUAUAUGAUAGGGGGGGAAAAAGAUUAUACGGAUCCAGAAUAACCGAACUGGAAGCAUACAACGGAACUGAAGACAAAGCAUCCCAUGCAUAUAACAAUAAAAAGACAAACAGGAAUGCAACUAUGUUUGGAAAAGGUGGAGUCAGUUAUGUGUACCUCUGCUAUGGCAUACACAACUGCUUAAAUAUAGUUACAAAUGAAGAGAAUAUCCCCGACGCGAUUUUGGUCCGAUCGCUGGAGCCGUUCUAUGGUACCCACGGUAUGUUGCUUAACAGGUAUGGAAUUCAUUCUGGGGGGUCCGUGCUGGGAAGGGGCUCUCCCGGUCGUGUUUCAUGCGCGGUGAAAGGGGAAGGGGGUGGCAUUAGUCCAAUUGGCUUCCCAGAUCAGCCUCCUCCUCACCAGAGCGACUACUGCAUGGAUAAAGAGAAGCUACAAAGGAUUGACACAGUGAAGGCCAUUUUAAAAUCGAUAAAUAUGAGAAAAUUGGCCAAGGUUUGCAGUGGCCCUGGGUGUGUAACGAAGUGCUUAGCUAUUACGAGGCAGGACGAUAAGGCCAGUUUUUUUUCGGACCGGCCGCAGUAUUCCAGGGAGGGGAAGAAGCUCCUUUUGGACGUUAAACAUGUGGCAGCACCCGUGCAGGGUCGUGGUGAUACCGGGGUAGCGGCACAGGCAGAUAGGGAGUGUAUUGCAGAGUGUGCUGCGGAGCGUAUUGCAGGGCGUAUGGAGGAGCGUGUUGUCGAUCGUGUUGCCGAACGUGACCACCUUCCAGAAGGGCCACACCCAGCCAGCGAAGGUAAAAACAUAAGCCCGGAUCACUGCUCCACAUGCAACAUAAGCGAUUUUCAACGGAGUCGAUUCUUCAUUAGCAUCUGUCCCAGCACAAGUCAAAUUAUAAAUUUUUACGAAGCAUUGGUUUCUCAGAAAAGGGAAAAUCAUAACUACAUAGAGGACGUGUACAGUCAGUACAAGGCCCACUUGCUGGACUAUUUCAGCUGUAUGAAAUGGGAGCAGGAGGAAAUCGUCGUGCAGAGGGACAAACGGGUAGGAGUGGCCUAUGCUGAGGAGGCUGCCCUGUAUGACUACCGUUUUUUGUUAAAGGGCCAUCCCUCCAUUUCGGUCUUACCCAAGUGA